Molecule: messenger RNA, 7588 nt
Organism: Acipenser ruthenus (sterlet)
Lineage: Eukaryota; Metazoa; Chordata; Actinopteri; Acipenseriformes; Acipenseridae
Product: titin-like
Exons: 16
Coding region: 711-4361 (1216 amino acids)
Biological process (GO): substrate adhesion-dependent cell spreading; endothelial cell migration; transforming growth factor beta receptor signaling pathway
Source: RefSeq, a predicted model, not a curated record
CAUUUGCCACCUGUAAGACUGCGCUAUUUCAAACAGCAGAACGUGGUCAGUGCUGUUUGUUUUGCCCAGUUCUAGUUACACAUUUACGAGAAUGUAACUUACCUUCAAAUACUUGGAAAAUAGUUUUAUCAGUAUGGGGGUAGGGCGUAAACCGAGACCUUGAACUGCAUGCGUGUGUCCAAAUACAACGCGGCCAUGAGACACAACCAGUGCUGUUCCAGAUGCUACAGCACUGACAGAACUAACCUGUAGCAGUCACAUGCACUAAGCAACAGCAAGAGUUUGUGUGCGGCAUGUAUUAUCUGUUUUUUUAAAAAAAAGGUUUUUUUACAAUACAGUAAGUGUGAAACUUUUACUCCUUGCCCAUUUCUGUGUGCUGUAUAGUUGUUGUUUCAGUAGAGGUCGCACUUUUCAUAAUUUUACUGCAGCUCGCAUUCAGCGGCCUCACACAACUGCACCGUUUGAGACAGAAAUACUGCGGGGAGCGAGCAGCGCGUCGCCGAUCAGAGGGGCACGGAACCGCGCAGCGCGUCGCCGAUCAGAGGGGCACGGAACCGCGCAGCGCGCUCCCGGAGACUCAGGGAAACUUCGGCUCGCCAGAUAGACGCGAAUAGAUACGCAGGGAUUGGAAAAAAAUUAAAGCAAAGGUUCGUGCAGACAAAACAGAACAGCGGUCUGGGAUUCACUCGCGGAACCAUUCCGGUGCAAGCAUGGAAGAUCUCGACGCUCUGUUAGCUGACCUCGAGUCCACGACCUCCCACAUCUCGAAGAGGCCCGUGUUUCUGCAGGAGGAGACGCCCUACUCCUUCCCCACCGGCAACCACACCUACCAGGAGAUCUCGCUGCCCCCCCCGGUGCCCCCCCCUCCCUCCGCAGAGGCUCUGAACGGGAGCGUCCUCGACCCGGCGGACCAGUGGCAGAGCCCAGCCAGGUUCACACCCCAGCAGCCUCAGGCUGUGAAAAGCGUCGCCUCUGUUUCACGAGAGAGCGGCAGCCCUCCUCCCAGCCGCCCCAGCGAGGAGGACCACGUCUACAGUUUUCCCAACAAGCCAAAGACUACUGAUACCUCCCAGGCAACCAUGAGCUCGUUCCUGGGCAGCAACCUGUCGGAACUGGACCGGCUCCUGCUGGAACUGAACGCUGUCCAGCACAACCCGCCCUCCUUCGCCACCACAGAGGACACCAUGCCCCCCCUGCCGUCGGUCAGCACCACCCACUACGGCGUGCAGGAGAACGGGGGCUCGGCCGGCAAGAAGGCUCCCCCUCCCGCCAAGGAGAAGCCGAAACGCAGCGGGGGGCGCGGCAUCGAGGACGUGCGCCCCAGUGUGGAGAGCCUGCUGGAUGAACUGGAAAGCUCUGUCCCCAGUCCAGCGCCUGCCUCGGUUGCGGUGCUGCAGUGUGAUGUGGGGGGCGAGGGGCAGCGCGACACCCCCACCCAGCAGCAAGCCCGGAUAUCAGCCUCCUCCGCCACCCGGGAGCUGGACGAACUCAUGGCCUCCCUGUCUGACUUCAAGGUGCAGAGCAAUCCUAGCUCCUCUGCCUCCUUGGCCUCCGAGCCUUUCUCGGAGCAGGAUCUAGCCAGCUCAGAUUUGAUCCUUGCAGACGCUUCCACCCCCUCUCCUGAAACCCCGGGUUUAUUCGUCACCGUCCCUCCCAACAAGGACGACUCCUCUCCCGUCCCGCAGACACCCUGCCCCCUGGGGCCACUCCACAUCGAUGAGGAGGGCAGUGGUGCAGAGCACCCCACUACCCCCCUCGCUGGCAUCUCCCAAUGGGACCCCGAACCUGCGGCUUCUCCGCAGCCAAGGCAAGGCAAGCAGACAGGCAGGGAGCUGGACUCUGACGUCAUCAUCGACGUCUCCUCCUCCAUGCUGUCAUCCAGACAGGAGUGUUUAGUGGUGCUGGACAAACCUGAUCCGCCUCUCACCGGCCCGCUGGGACAGGUCAAGAGCGAGGGCAGAACGAGGCAGGAAACCACGGCCAGUACCUUGGAGCCAGCUCGGCUGCAGGGGCAGGUCACCUCUGAGCUCUGUGCCACGUCGGAAACAUCAAAAGAACACGAGGCAUCCCUCGACGAAGCCCUAGAUAAGCUGCUAGCAAUGGGGUUCGAGGAGCUGGAGAGAGAGGACCCCCACGUGGAGGAAGAGGUGCAGGAGAUCUACGAGGAAGCCAUCGUGGCCACGGACAGGAGAGAGGCGUUCCCGGACACCGCGGGACUCCAGCAGCUUCCCGUGAAGGAAGAGGAACCCAGACCGACCCCACUGCCCAAAGGGAACAGGGAGGAGGAGGAGAAGGAGCUCCGUGAAGCUGACCGACUCGCACAGCAGCAGAGCCCAGAGCCGGAGGAAAACUUUGAGCUGCCCACGGCUCAGCCUCCGGUGGUGGAGAGGAUCUCCACAUCCAGCCAGAUGAAGUCGUUAAUCAAGCGGACGAAGGAGACGUCGAACGUGCACCCCAUGUUGCGCGAGGACGCACCGCGGCGCAAGCUGGGCCCCGUGAUCUUCCACAAGAGCAACUCCCAGGACAAGCUGAUCGAGGAGCUGCAGGGUAAGCUGGGCAUCGGCAGGCAGGAGCGCUGGAAGGGCCGGCAGGAAGACUGGCUGACGGAGGGGGUGAUCGUCACGUCCACGCCGCUGCGCACACGCCAGGACAGCAGCCCCGGGGGUCAGCAGAUAAUAAUGCCUCCAGCAUCUCCCGUCCUGCAAAGGAGAGCCAUCCCUCCUGCAACCUCCCCUCCUCCCAAACGCGCUGCCCAGGAAGUGAAAAAGUGCGUCGCGGUCAAAGAGUCCCCCUCUCCCCUUCCCCUGCCUCCCCCUCCUCCGCCACCUCCUCCUCAGCCCCUGUGGGUCCCCUCCCCUCCUCCACCUCCCCCUCCUGCCCCCAAGCACCCCUCUCCCCUCCACCAGCCCCCCCUGCACUGGGAGACCUCUUCAGAUGACUACCAGGAGCUGCUCCUGCUGCAAACGCCCCGGCCCCCCUCCCUCUCCCCCCAACCCCAGGUGCCCCACAUAGAACCCCCCCUCCCUCAGCCCAAGACCACUGUCUCUAUCGCCUGUCAGACUGAUGACGACCCCAUCUUUCCUCCAAUGAAGGCAUGGACUCCUUACUCAUUCCUCCUCUUCUAUCAUUUCCUUUCAGUUUCUCGUUUAUUCCACGCUGUGUUUUAUUUAGUCACUGUCAUUUCUAUUCAGAGUUUGGCUUUAGUCAUUGUGAUCAGACAAGGUGGGGUUCACAUGAUUCAGAGAUGUGAUUCUGUUACUUGUAACCACCUCUAUGUAUUGUAUUCAUUCAGUACAUUGUACCCGCCCACGGUGGACAAGGUGAGCUGCUGUUCUCUUCAUGCCUGUCUGAACCUCUGCUGUCUUGUCCAGUUUCUCCAGCCGCUGGCUCCCUCUCUUCCUCAUGUUCCACACCAGCGGGCUCCGUACCCCGGGAGGGAGGACUGGUUUGACUUUGUAGAUCCCUAUGCCUCUCCUUCCCCCUAUCCAUAUGGAGAGCUUCAGACACUUGAUCCAAACAUCAUGGCCCAGGGGAAGGGUGGCGGGGGGUCCCCCCCAGCCGGAGCCCCCAAAGCUGGGAACAAGCUGGACAGCAUGCUGGGCAGCCUGCAGUCUGACCUGAACCGGCUCGGGGUUCAGACCGUAGCCAAGGGGGUGUGUGGAGCCUGCAAUAAACCCAUCGCAGGACAGGUGGUCACGGCGAUGGGCAGGACUUGGCACCCGGAGCACUUCGUGUGCACCCACUGCCAGGAGGAGAUCGGCUCCCGCAACUUCUUUGAGAGGGACGGGCAGCCUUACUGUGAAAGGGACUAUCACAACCUCUUCUCCCCGCGCUGCUACUACUGCAACGGCCCCAUCCUUGACAAAGUUGUGACCGCGCUGGAUAGGACCUGGCACCCGGAGCACUUCUUCUGUGCCCAGUGCGGAGCUUUCUUUGGUCCUGAAGGGUUUCAUGAGAAGGAUGGCAAGGCGUACUGUCGCAAGGAUUACUUCGACAUGUUCGCCCCCAAGUGUGGAGGCUGCGCUCGGGCCAUUCUGGAGAACUACAUCUCGGCUCUGAACUCGCUGUGGCACCCCGAGUGCUUUGUGUGUCGGGAGUGCUUCACCCCGUUUGUUAACGGCAGCUUCUUCGAGCACGACGGGCAGCCCUACUGCGAGGUGCACUACCACGAGAGGCGCGGCUCGCUCUGCUCCGGCUGCCAGAAACCCAUCACCGGCCGCUGCAUCACCGCCAUGGCCAAGAAGUUCCACCCCGAGCACUUCGUCUGCGCCUUCUGCCUCAAGCAGCUCAACAAGGGGACCUUCAAGGAGCAGAACGACAAGCCCUACUGCCAGAACUGCUUCAUCAAACUGUUCAGCUAGAAACAUAGCACGGGCGGGCGGGCGGGCGGGCAAACCUGCUUAGAAAACCAGCGCUCGAGCGUCUGCUCUUUUUAAAUGUGGUCUCUAGAGACAGGUGGUGGUCUUUUUAUAUCCAGGUGUGUGUUUGUUUUUUUUUUUUCUUCAAACAUUAGAAAUCUAUAUACACAGUGUGAGGGAUCUGUCAGAGCUGUCAGUGUGAUCUCUACUACAGAAGUGGUCUUUCUGAUACAGCUUUGAGUGUGCUGUCCUGACCCACGCUUACCAAAUCAGUGGUGAUGGACAGAGCGGCCUCCUCCUCUCUCUCUCUCUCUCUCUCUCUCUCUCUCUCUCUGUGUUUCCACUGCUCACUGUUUCUUUAAUCAGGUCUGUUUUGAGUUUUUUUUUUUUUUUUACCUGUUCAAGGUGUGUGUGGUUUUGAGUGGGGUUCCUGAGAUCCCGAGGAGGACAGUGAAAUAAAGAAGGGCACUGAGCAGAGCAAAUGCAGUCUCUCUCUUCUCUCUCUUCUCUUUCUCUCUCUCUCAAUAAGGUGCAUUUUACAGCUUGGUAUGUCAAUAUAUCAGGGCAAUAUUUUUGUAAAAGUUUUCCUAUGGAAAUUUUUCUUAUUUCAAAUAAACAAACCAACAACAAAAAGCAAGCCUGGUCAAAAACAGGUGAAAGGACUCUGCGUUGCACCCCACUGCCUCGGAAAACCAUGCACUGGGAAGGGUAGAAACUCUGCUUCUCUGUGGAAUCAGCAAGUCCCUCUUAACCAGAGUAAACCCAGUGUUUAUAAAGGGCGGUGUCUUGGUUGCCAUAGUAAUUGUUCCAGAAUGUGGGGGGAUUCACAUGCCAGAGAGCAUCAGUGGUGCUGUCUCCCAGGUAACUGACUCCUGACUGAUCCUGCAUCUUCAUGUCUGUGUCGUUUACCACUGGUCUGGAGUGAGUGAGUGAGUGUGUGUCUUAUAGAUGACAGUGUGCCUUCCCUUACCCUGUAAUGUGGCCCCACAAGCAGAAUAUAAACUCUGAUAAAGAUCAGGGGUUGGGAUGUGUUGAGUUGCACCUUAUUGAAAAACAAAAACUGCAAACAGUAAUUAAUAGUGCCAAGGGGAUGCCAGUAUUUAACAGUAAAGACCUUUACCAUGAGUAUAGGUUUUACAGAUUCCUGACUGCAUCCAGUCUAACUGUUGAAUACAAACUGCACCUGCAAUGAGUAUAGGAAAGCCCUGAACCCAGAGGCAGGGUCUCUCUCUGUUUGCAAGUUUAACACUUUAGGGGGAGGGAUUUUAUUCAACCUCAUGCAAGAGGAUUCAGAUAUUUUUUUACUUCAGAUUGUUAACCUGCGUGGGGCCGUAUCAUUUUUAAAAGUUUGUAAUCAUAAAAAAAGAAAAUAUAUUUCAAUCCUAACGCGUUCUUUUUGAAUCUGGAGUUCAGAACUAUUCAAUGUGGUGGUGAUGGCAAUAACGUUUUCUAUAAAAACUGUCACAUGUAACAAGUCUCUAGAGCCAGUCACUGUUGUAAUCAAUGACUAUUUCAUAGAACAUUUCUAAUAUAGGGUUUGGUUAUUCAUAUUCAUUUUAUACAUUUUUGCUCCUUUUCUGAUAAAGUAUAUAGAUAUAUAAAAAAUAUAUAUGAAAUUUUAACAACAAAGAACCACUUAUUAUAUCCUGCCUCAAAAGUUUUCAAACUCGGACAAACUUCUUAGUUUGCAAAAAAAAAAAAAAAAAAUAUGUAAUUCUAAUCUAACCUCAGCUUUGUUAAGAUGCUAAAGGUGGUUUUUCGUCUUGAAAACAAAUGAAUGACUGUGAGCUGGGAAACGCCUGUAUAAAGAAAAUGAAUGAUAUUUUAUAGCACCAGCCGGUAUUGCCUGUAAAGGUGACUCCCACGCUGACACGAGAUGACUGAAGUCAUGUUUUGUAACCUUUGAACUGCUGUAUUUUUUCUCCAUGCCUUGGUUUUGUUGGAAUGCCUGCCGUUCAGUUCAUUACCAAUAACUGAAUCCUUAAUGCAAGUCUUAAUUACUGCAGCCUUUUUUUCUUUACUUUGUGAGUGUACUAACAUUUCUUUUGGUUUGGUAACUUAUAUAAUUUUUUUAAAUCAAUGUUUUUGAGAAAUGGGUUUAGGCAACGUGCCGACCAAGUGGACAAGAUUGUCUGAAAGAUUAAAAAUGAAUAAACUAAUAAUGCUGAAAGUGAAAAUUGCUUGUUGCUGUCGGGUUAUAUUAUUUCUUGGUGCCAAUGGAAAUAACCAAAUGAUAUUGGUGCCUGUCUGUCAAUAGUAUGAGUAGUCUGUGUUGCGAUCCAAGCUUGUGGCUGAUUUAUUUGUUUUUCAUAGUUGUAAAGUGCCAAACUGGUUUCACGCUGUGCUGUGGACAGAUCGAACAGCCAAUACCUGCUAGGAGGAUGCCAGGGUGAGAAAAAGCAAAUGUGAUAAUGUUUCCUAUUUCUUUAUCUCUGCAUCUGUCUUUGUCUGUCUGUCUGUCUGGGCUUGUCUGAAAAUUCCAUUCCAGUCAUGUGACACAACCCCCUUUCAAAGUGGCUGGUCCCUCCUCCUGGCCCUAGGUUGAGUCAGCAGAGUUGAAAGGUCAUGCGGUCACGUGGUUUGAAUGAUACGAGGAAGCCUGUUCAGCGCCGUGCAGUUAGGAUUCUCCGGACAAGCUCAAGGCAAGUCCCAGGCUCGGUACAGACAGAUCUAGAGAAAUUGGAUGACUCGGUACAGACAGAUCUAGAGAAAUGGGAUGGCUCUGUACAGACAGAUCUAGAGAAAUGGGAAAAUACAGAAAUACAAGGACACUGAAGCGACUUGCUCUGUAAACCUGGAUACACCUCCAGGGUUAGUUUGGCUAAAGUCCCUGUAAUCAAACACCCCAACGUACACUGCUCAUUUUGAGGAAGCCUUAAACUGGCUUUCUGUCGAGCCAUUGUGUAGUUUGUCCUCCUCCUCCUUCUCAAUGGUGUGUGACCCCUUCAUGAUCUUUUCAAUUCUGUUCAAGCUAAACUGUGUUUGAUUUAAUCCUUAUUAAUCUGUGUUUACAAGUACAUCGUAUCAAAUUCGAUUUUCUUUAAUCCAAAGGGACUGUCACGAGAGUAGGCGGAGUACUUUCUAAUUCAUUGUGGGUUUUAUUCUUUCUUAUUCCCUGCUGCCCUACGAAUCACUUUGUAACAAGCUUUUUAUUCUGUGUCUGUGAAACCGAUUGCUGAAGCAUUUCAUUUCAUGUGAUUAUGCAAAUAAAAUGUGCCCUUCUUUUGGUA